UCCCAGAGCCGGCAACUCGCCACCUGCCAUCUGGCCCGGAGACCGCCUCCGGCCACUCACAUCAUCCACCAUGGGAAGGCUCCGAGGAGGCCGCUGGCGCUCGCGCCCCCGCCGAUGCCAGCCCCGCAAACCAGCCGACAGAGCCGCCAUUCCCUGGGUCAUGGAGUCGCCCGCCAUGCUGCCCACACCACCCUCACAGGUGCGUCAGAACUACCUCCCUGUGUGUGAAGCCGCGGUCAACAGCCACGCCGCCCUGGAGCUCCACGCCUCCUUCCAGUGCCUGGCUGUGGCCUUCUACCUCGAUCGUGAUGACGUGACCUUGAAGCACAUCCACCGCUUCUUCCUGCUCGGCUCCCACGAGCACAGCAAGACAGCCGAGAGCCUGAUGUUCCUGCAGAACCGGCGUGGGGGCCGCAUCUCUUUCCUCGACAUCAGAAAGCCCGAGAGCCAAGAGUGGGAGAGCGGGCUCCAGGCCAUGCAAGACACCCUGCACCUAGAGAAGUGUGUCAACCAGAGCCUCCUCGACCUGCACCAGCUGGCCACCGAGAGCUGCGACGCUGACCUGUGCCACUUCCUGGAGACCGGCUACCUGGACCAGCAGGUCAAGUUCAUCAAGGAGCUGGAGGACCAUGUCAGCAACCUGAGCAACGCGGGGUCCCCGGAAGGUGCCCUGGCAGAGUACUUCUCUGACAAGCUCACCCUGGGUGAUGGCGACAAGGAGGACUGAGCCUGGACUGGACUUUCCCCUGAGUCCUGGGUGAGAGGCCACGAUCACCCUGCCUGCCAUGAAGUCUGCAGUAUUGCCCUUGCAGAAAAACUUAAGUU
Messenger RNA from Cervus elaphus (red deer), 825 nucleotides. RefSeq names its product ferritin heavy chain-like. Gene Ontology annotation, molecular function: ferrous iron binding; ferric iron binding. Gene Ontology annotation, biological process: intracellular iron ion homeostasis; iron ion transport. Bases 71 to 727 code for a protein of 218 amino acids. NCBI's taxonomy places the organism in Eukaryota, Metazoa, Chordata, Mammalia, Artiodactyla, Cervidae. The transcript has a single exon. The record is from RefSeq and is a predicted model, not a curated record. Gene Ontology annotation, cellular component: cytoplasm.